AUGUCGCUGAUGGAGGCGGAGCAGAGGGCGCUUCAAGACGAUAACGAUGAGCUGAGGAAAGACCUCGCAGAUAUAAUCCACAAUCAGACCUUGUCCAACCAGCUCCAGCACGAGAAAGCUCUCAACCACGUCAGUUUCCACGUUCAGCUGUCACGUGAUGUCACAGUGUUCAGUUCCCGUCCGCUUGUUUUUGACCGGAUUGUCAACAACAAAGGGAGCGCAUACAGCACAUACACCGGCCGCUUCACCGCCCCCCUAAGCGGGACCUACUUUUUUGCCGCCACGUGCGCUCCAACGAACUCCACCUUGACCUGUUACAUCCAGGCGGCAGUGACACGCGUUUGUGUGAUGAGAGCUCACUAUGGGAGACUUUCCAGUGACAGUAUUUAUCAUCAGUGGGGAGCCACAUGUCACGCUUCGCUGCAUCUCACUCGAGGAGCUGAAGUGUGGGUGGGAGUUGAGACAACGGCCUCUUUCAACGGCUCUUACACCAGCUUCAGCGGCUUCUCUGUCGACCUCGACUGA
Pomacea canaliculata is the source of this 525-nucleotide messenger RNA. Its product is annotated as caprin-2-like. The coding region runs from base 1 to 525 and encodes 174 amino acids. Gene Ontology annotation, molecular function: protein binding. The record is from RefSeq and is a predicted model, not a curated record. NCBI's taxonomy places the organism in Eukaryota, Metazoa, Mollusca, Gastropoda, Architaenioglossa, Ampullariidae. The transcript has 2 exons.